UCUUCCCCAAGAGACCUGGAGUUGAAGGCCAAAGAGGGAGAGCCUGCUCCGUGGCAGGCUCUGUUGCUUUAUGCAGUUGGACGGCCAAGGGUCACUCUAAAAAUUGCUUCUGCUGGGGACUCAUCAGGUGGCUGUUGGUGGCUCCCCACUGCAUUUUCCUUCUUCUCCCUCGCUGUCUCUCUCAACACAGAUUGCUUCCCAAGAGGAGCCUCCUGCUGAAAACUCAUCAUCACACAUCCAGACGCCACUUCACACGGGAGGCAAGACCUUGCCUGUGACAGUGUGUCUGCCAACAUGGCCCCCAAAAAGAAGACUGUCAGAAAGAACAAAGGAGAUAUCAAUGAGAUGACCAUAAUCGUAGAAGACAGCCCCCUAAACAAACUAAAUGCUUUGAAUGGGCUCCUAGAAGGAGGCAAUGGCCUUAACUGCAUUUCUUCAGAAUUAACAGAUGCUUCUUAUGGUCCCAACCUCUUGGAAGGCUUGAGUAAAAUGAGGCAGGAGAACUUCCUUUGUGACCUAGUCAUUGGCACCAAAACCAAAUCCUUUGAUGUUCACAAGUCAGUGAUGGCUUCGUGCAGUGAAUACUUUUACAACAUCCUAAAAAAAGACCCAUCUACCCAAAGGGUGGAUCUCAAUGAUAUCUCGCCGCCAGGCCUGGCUACUGUUAUCGCCUAUGCCUACACUGGAAAGCUGACUCUCUCCUUGUAUACAAUAGGAAGCAUUAUUUCAGCUGCUGUUUAUCUUCAGAUCCAUACCCUUGUAAAGAUGUGCAGUGAUUUUCUGAUACGAGAGAUGAGUGUUGAGAAUUGCAUGUACGUUGUUAACAUUGCUGAAACAUAUUCCCUGAAAAAUGCAAAAGCAGCAGCCCAAAAGUUUAUCCGGGAUAACUUCCUGGAAUUUGCAGAAUCAGAUCAGUUUUUGAAACUUACCUUUGAGCAAAUUAAUGAACUUCUUAUAGAUGAUGACUUACAGUUGCCUUCUGAAAUAGUAGCAUUCCAGAUUGCAAUGAAAUGGUUAGAAUUUGACCAAAAGAGAGUGAAACACGCUGCAGAUCUUCUGAGCAAUAUCCGCUUUGGUACCAUCUCUGCACAGGACCUGGUCAAUUACGUUCAGUCUGUACCCAGAAUGAUGCAAGAUGCUGAUUGUCACAAACUUCUUGUAGAUGCAAUGAACUACCACUUACUUCCGUAUCAUCAAAACACAUUGCAGUCUCGGCGCACGAGAAUCCGCGGGGGCUGUCGAGUCCUUGUCACUGUUGGGGGACGUCCAGGCCUUACUGAGAAGUCCCUUAGUAGAGACGUCCUGUACAGAGACCCUGAAAAUGGAUGGAGCAAGCUUACAGAAAUGCCAGCCAAGAGUUUUAAUCAGUGUGUGGCAGUGAUGGACGGAUUUCUUUAUGUGGCUGGUGGCGAAGACCAGAAUGAUGCAAGAAAUCAAGCCAAGCAUGCAGUCAGCAAUUUCUGCAGAUUCGACCCCCGCUUCAACACCUGGAUACACCUGGCCAACAUGAACCAGAAGCGCACGCACUUCAGCCUGAGCGUGUGCGACGGGCUCCUGUACGCCGCGGGCGGCCGCAACGCCGAAGGCAGCCUGGCCUCGCUCGAGUGCUACGUGCCCUCCAGCAACCAGUGGCGGCCCAAGGCGGCCCUGGACGCGGCGCGCUGCUGCCACGCGAGCGCGGUGGCGGGCGGCCGGCUGCUGGUGACCGGCGGGUACGUGGGCAGCGCGUACUCGCGCUCCGUGAGCGCCUACGACCCGGCCGGCGACGCGUGGCAGGAGCUGGCGGGCCUGAGCACGCCGCGGGGCUGGCACUGCGCCGUGGCGCUGGGCGACCGCGUGUACGUGAUGGGCGGCAGCCAGCUGGGGCCGCGCGGGGAGCGCGUGGACGUGCUGGCGGUGGAGCGCUACAGCCCCGCCACGGGCCAGUGGAGCUCGGCCGCGCCGCUGCCCGUGGGCGUGAGCACGGCGGGCGCCGCGGCGCUGCACGGCCGCGCCUACCUGCUGGGAGGCUGGAACGAGGGCGAGAAGAAGUACAAGAAGUGCAUCCAGAGCUUCAGCCCCGAGCUCAACGAGUGGACGGAGGACGACGAGCUGCCCGAGGCCACCGUGGGCGUGUCCUGCUGCGCCCUGUGCAUGCCCAGCGGCGCCCCCCGCGAGUCCCGGGCCAGCUCGGUGUCCUCGGUGCCCGUCAGCAUCUGAGGCCGGGCGGCCGGGCGUGACCUGCCUCGGCCGUGUCCGGCGGUUUUGCGUUUUUUAUUUUUCUUUUUUUUUCUUUUUUUUUUUUUUUUUUGAUUUUUUUGAAGCCGGCUGCAGAGCCCUGGCAACAAAGGAAAGACCCUUUAUUUGAGCGGCCACUGGGUGGCAGGCAGAAUUCGUUGUGGGCCCUCGUUCCACCGGCCGUUCCCCUCAUGCACAGCGGUCACACCCACAUCUGACAGUUUUCAUCUACACUGUAGCACACGUGAAGCUUAUGGAAGCAGCUUCAUGUACCAGAGUUUCUCUUCCUCCCUCUCCUUUUUUCUUUAGCACGUCAAAAAGUCCACCCAUAGCCUUUAUUUGUUCAGGAGAGACACAGAGACACAGGCAGGGGGAGAAGCAGGCUCCAUGCAGGGAGCCCGACGCGGGACUCGAACCCGGGUCUCCAGGGUCACGCCCUGGGCUGAAGGCGGCGCUAAACCGCUGCGCCACCCGGGCUGCCCGCUCUUAGCUUUUAAGGUAGCAGCCCAUCUCUAGCCACAAAGACUUACUUCUAUAUUUAAGUGCAGUUUCUUUUCCUAGACGUGACCGAGUGGAGAACACUGAAAGGCAUCCCAUGACCCAUGAUAAAGUCAUAAAGCUUAAAACAAAGUUUGACUGGAAGGUAACGGGGAUCCCCCGCCCUGGGACUGUCACACUGCUCCCUUUGAUUUAUCCCUUAUUCUUUUCUUCCUCUGUGCCCCAGUCCCCAGGGUAUUUGCUAUCAAAAAAAGAUGCUGCUCACAGAGAAGAAACUAACUACUAGUCAUUGAGUGUAUGGUGUAAAUUUAGGUCAUUUUGUUGUUUCUCCUAGAAGUAUUUGGAAUUUAACCUUUGUCCCCUGUUAAACAAACAGCAAGUAUCACGGGAGCCUUACUCUGACCCUAAAAACUACAUACCAAAGAUGCAACCUUGAUCCUAAUGUAAGCCCCCACAGAAGAACACCAAAUAAAACUAUGGCCAAAAGGACCACCGAUGUAAAGCUUAUACAGCCCGAAGUUUAUACAACUGAUAACAAUAAUUUGAUUUCCCCCACUUUUUUUAAUGCAUGAGAAUGAAAGGAACAUUUGGAAUUCUUGGGUCUGGUAGUAACAGGAUGAAUGGCUUCUACUGUUGAUAAAUGUCACUGUUUCCCACUUCAUCGCUGUCCUUCUGAUUUCUUAAUUUACGCCAAUACAUUCAUUUCACAUGCAAAUAUGAAAAUAAUGUAUGCCCAUUCUGUUCUAUGUGUUUUAACUUCAUCUGCUCCAAUUAGCUUUGCAAAUUAAAGUAUAUCCACUUGAGGUCACUUUUCUUAUAUAUUUGCCAAGUUUUGGAGCAAGGGAAUGAUUGUAGUAAAUAUCGCAUAUUUUCCUUUCUUACAAUUUAUCACUUUUUUCUUUGGUGGUUUAUUUGUUUUGGAGACGUGGCCUAUAAGUUAUGGGUUAUGUGCAAUUGGGUUUUGGAAAAUAAAACUAUUUAAAUGGUUACUCAUGAAUAUAUGGAAAUUUAACUGGGUUUUCAUUAAUCCCCUCUCUCUUAUCUUGCGUAGAGAGGUUAUUGCUAGAGUUUCAAUAUUUAUAUUUAAAAUAUUUUAUUUGAACUGUGAAAAGUGGUUCAUAUAGUACACUUUGUGGAACAAUUUUACAUCAUUGCCUCUUAUGAAAAGUUCAAUAACUGCAUAUUUAAUGCUAACACUUGGUAAAGCCUACAACACUGUAAGCCAAGAACAAGGCAUUAGUCAUAUGAAAACACUGGGCUAUUUCCUCACCCCACACAGAACAUUAGGAGCUUCUCCGAGUAUGAAGCAGAUCUAAAGGCACCUGCUCCCUUGACUCCUUCUCCGUCCAGGCUGGAAAAUGAAACUGUGUAAGAAACCAGUUUAUGGAGAAAGUUAAAUGGAGCAAGUUAAAUCAUUGAGCGCCUUAAGUUAUCAGUGUACAAACUAUAGAUAACCUUUGUCCUUUAUGGCAUCAUUGGUAAAAUAAACUUGUCAUUUUUAAUAAGUUAGCUCAGCCACAACUUACAAAACCUAUGUGAGGGUGACUCUAACAUCUUUUAAUUGGGCAUCAAUGUAUAUAUAUAUAUAUUCUUGUACAAUUGAGAAGCCUGUAGUGCAUUAAAAAUUUUGAGAGAAAUAAAGGUGAUUUAUUAUGAAUCACAGGUCAUAAGUGGGCAAAUAGGCAUAAUUCCUGAUGUACACUAGUAGAUGUGUCUCCCACUGAGAUCCUAGAAGUUUUGUCAAGUGGAGGACCUAAGCCUUGGAAUGAAAUAAGAAUCCAUCAACUGUAACAUUUUUUCUUGGAAGAAUGAGGAGAGAUUAAAAGCAGAGGAUUAUUCAGCCUUCAGAGCUUGGUGAGAGGUUGUACACGGACUUGGCAGUGGCUUUCUGGACAUGAGACUGAAGACAUGUUAGAGCUGGAUAAAUCAUUUGAAAUUACCACGUAAUGUAUUUUCUACAUUGUUUAUCUGAAGACUCAGAAAACACACUCGCCUGGGCUGACCAGGUUCCUGGGUGCAUUGCUGUUUUGUCUUCCGUUUCAACAAUCAGGUUAAUAAAUAAAGACCAUUAUGAACUUAGAGUACUGGAAUUUCUGGCAUAUAGCAAAUUGGUAGGGAGCAUGGAACAUACAGGUGGGUCAAAGUGUCAUGUCCUGGAACAACUGAAAGACACGAAGGUAUAUAGAAUCAAAGUAACCUGGGUCCCUUUUCAUGUGUAAGUGAAGUCUACCCUUUAACCCCACUAUUGGAGCAGUUGCUCCUAGAAAACGUGACGGUUUGUCCAUGUUUCCCAACUGGAAAAUGACUUCAUUUUAUUAAACAUGUUUUAAGCUUACAUUCAAUUACACCCCCAGUCUUAGGUUCCAACACUAUACCUCCUUUUACUUUUCUGAAAGAAAAGGAUGUAUUAUUUUUGUGAUGCCUAUUGUUCUUGUAAUUGCAAAGUCCUGCGAUUAAAUAAACGCAUCAGUUCAGUCAAUCAGAGCAGUAGCAAGUUACCCAGGAGAUGAAAUUGUAAGCUCUCCUUUUCUGAAUGGGCCAGAGACCUGCUGUGUGAGUCUCAGAGGAAGCAAGACUUGAACGUAGUCUGUCUGUUUUUACUUAGACUCUUGGUGUCCCACUGUCAUCCCUGAUGCACCAGCUGCUUUCAGUGGCAUUGGAUGAGUUUUAUGUUUACUUCCUCUGCUGCUGCUAUCAGUUAUGGAUAGAAGGUCAGUGACGGUACAGAUUAGUAUAAUUCUAAUCCAUGAUUCGAUGGUAGUGGGGUGCUACGAGCGAAGAGCUAUAACUAGGGUAAGAAGUAAGUGAGAAUGUACUGAAUGGAUCUAUGAUUUAAGGCAGAGCAGCAGUUAUAGUAAGUGUAUUUUACAAACAUGCAUAUAACUAGAGGCUUCCCUGGAAGUAUGUAAGUGUUAAAAGGUCGAUUUUUUUUGCUGGUUAUCUUGGCCAAAUAUCUUCAGAAUUUAUCCAAGAUACUAUAUAAAAGAAAUUAGAAUCACUUCAUUUAAUUUUUUCCGAGUUACAAAGAAACAAGUUAAUGUAAUCUUCUUUGAAGAACUCUUCUUGAAUUCUUUUCUGAAGAAUGUUCUCUGAAGGAGCUAUGUCCUCACCCCAGCCACUGAUGAAUAUGUUCUCUAGCACAAGGCAGCAUUGCAAGGAAUUAUUUUUCAGUAUGUCUUUUCAUACCAGUAAAAACUAUAGCAUCAUUUCUUAAACACUCCUCCAUGGUAAUUCUGAGAACUGAAGAAUCUAAAGCAUUAAAGAUUUACCCUCCAGUACAUUCAGAGGGUAAAGCCCAUUGAAAUUUCCCUCUCAGAGAAUUUGAGAUAUAAUACUUGUCUUGGACACUCCUUUAAAAAAAAAAAAAAAACAACUUUGUAUUUAUUCAGCAAAUUCUGGCAAAACAAAUUCUUUGCUUAAAACAUUCUGGUACUAUAUAAGGAACAACAAACUAAAAUGUAUGUGGUGUCUGUAUCCUCAUCACUAUCAAUAAAGCUGUGUUCAGUAAGAGUUUAGUCAAUUAUCAAA
This is a messenger RNA of Canis lupus familiaris (dog), 6243 nucleotides long. It is a transcript of the gene KLHL31, whose product is annotated as kelch like family member 31. Bases 295 to 2199 code for a protein of 634 amino acids. The record is from RefSeq and is a predicted model, not a curated record. NCBI's taxonomy places the organism in Eukaryota, Metazoa, Chordata, Mammalia, Carnivora, Canidae. Gene Ontology annotation, cellular component: nucleus; cytoplasm. The transcript has 3 exons. Gene Ontology annotation, biological process: negative regulation of protein phosphorylation. Gene Ontology annotation, molecular function: protein binding.